Messenger RNA from Onychomys torridus (southern grasshopper mouse), 3063 nucleotides. RefSeq names its product GIPC PDZ domain containing family member 1 (gene Gipc1). The transcript is spliced from 7 exons. NCBI's taxonomy places the organism in Eukaryota, Metazoa, Chordata, Mammalia, Rodentia, Cricetidae. The record is from RefSeq and is a predicted model, not a curated record. Bases 115 to 1116 code for a protein of 333 amino acids. Gene Ontology annotation, molecular function: protein binding.
CCCAGGUACCGGAGGCCGAGGGAGAAGCCGGGCGGAGUUUCCAGAGGACCGAACCGGGCGCGCGGGGUGGCGGCGGUGCAGGUCUCCUGGCCCAGCCCCCACCUCUGGCUGCCCAUGCCACUGGGACUAGGACGUCGGAAAAAAGCACCACCUCUGGUGGAGAAUGAAGAGGCAGAGCCUGGCCGGAGUGGACUGGGAGCGGGGGGACCCGGGCCCCUGGGCGGAAGUGGAGCAGGGGAAUCCCAGAUGGGCUUGCCCCCACCUCCUGCUGCCCUCCGCCCUCGCCUCGUAUUCCACACCCAGCUGGCCCACGGUAGCCCCACAGGCCGCAUUGAGGGCUUCACCAAUGUCAAGGAGCUGUAUGGCAAGAUCGCUGAGGCCUUCCGACUACCAGCUGCUGAGGUGAUGUUCUGCACCCUCAACACCCAUAAAGUGGAUAUGGACAAGCUCCUGGGGGGCCAGAUCGGACUGGAGGACUUCAUCUUUGCCCACGUCAAGGGGCAGCGUAAAGAGGUGGAGGUGUUCAAGUCUGAGGAGGCACUGGGGCUCACCAUCACCGACAACGGGGCUGGCUAUGCCUUUAUUAAGCGCAUCAAGGAAGGCAGUGUGAUAGACCACAUCCAGCUCAUCAACGUGGGUGACAUGAUUGAAGCCAUCAACGGGCAGAGCCUGCUGGGCUGUCGGCACUAUGAAGUUGCCAGACUCCUCAAGGAGCUGCCCCGAGGCCGCACCUUCACCCUCAAACUCACAGAGCCUCGAAAAGCCUUUGAUAUGAUCAGCCAGCGUUCAGCGGGUGGCCACCCUGGCUCGGGCCCACAACUGGGUACUGGCCGAGGGACCCUCAGACUCCGAUCCCGGGGCCCUGCCACAGUGGAGGAUCUGCCAUCGGCCUUUGAGGAAAAGGCCAUUGAGAAGGUGGAUGACCUGCUAGAGAGCUACAUGGGGAUCAGAGACACAGAACUUGCUGCCACCAUGGUGGAGCUGGGAAAAGACAAAAGGAACCCGGAUGAGCUGGCAGAGGCUCUGGAUGAACAGCUCGGUGACUUUGCAUUCCCAGACGAAUUCGUCUUUGAUGUUUGGGGAGCCAUCGGGGAUGCCAAGGUUGGCCGCUACUAAGACUGGAAAUGAACCUGGACCUUGAAAUAACGUGGGCGUGGCCUGGCUGGGGCCUCCAGAAGGGGUGCCACAGCCACGACCUGAGCAUCCAGCUUAGGCACAUAAUGCAGCAGCCUGGGGAUGGCACGGGGUAGAAGGAGCCUGUGGCCCUGGCUCCACUUUAUCACCACGGUGCCCAGCCUGGUUAGGGUCCCCAGCCAACCCCUGCUGGGUUCCCCACCUACCUCAGUAGAGUAAGCGCAUGGGGAGGGACCAGCACUGGGCAGUCACCUCUGUCCCCAACACUUUCCACCCUCAGCUGGCAAACUGCCCCUCUGUCUCCCUGGACUUCAGUUCUGUUUGGGUCAUGACUUCCUUACUUUACUUUUUUGCUUUGUUUUUUCAAGACAAAAAUCUCACUAUGUAGCCCUGGCUGUCCUGGAACUCACUAUGUAGAUCAGGCUAGCCUCCAACUCACAGAGAUCUGCCUGCAUCUGCAUUGCCAGUGCUGGGAUUAAAGGUAUGCGCCACCACGCCUAACUCUCCCUACUUUCUUGACACCAGAAAUGUAGAAAGGAGGCACAGCGCCCCUAGUAGAGGCAAUAAAACUGUCACCUUUGGCAUCUCCCACUUGAGAGGAGUCCUCUAAGUUGGGUUCUGUUACCUCCCGUUGAGUGGACACUGCUAUGAACCCUGGUCCUUUUGCAUCUCCCUUAUCCAGUACCAGAGGAGGGGUGAGCAAGGCGGUGGCCCUGUACGCUCACUCUCUGGAUGUAGAGACUCCUCUGGGAGCUGUUUGGCUUUGGGAUAGGAGGGGUGGCCAGGGAAAGAAUGCAGCAGCUGAAAUCUAUCUCCUGGAUCCAAAUUGAAUUAGGAGUUGGCUGGCCCACUGCCCCCUCCCCCUGGCUCUAGGCCAUCUAGCUUCCAGGCAGUGGUGGACAUUCUGGCUUACUUGAGGUUCAGACCUGGCUCCCCACUCACCAAGGCCUCCCAUGCCCCUCUCGUACAAGGAGGCAGCAGUUAGUGCCUCUGUGUAGGCAGCAAGGCCUGCUGCCCUAUUGUGGUACCCUGGUUAAGGCUGGUUAUACUUUGGGCACAGGCAUCCAUGGCACAGUGCUUCACAGGGAUAUAAACCUGCCAAGCUUGUUUUGACAGUCCAUUUCAUCUUAGGAUUUAGGGAGAUCAAGGAAAGGGUGGGGUGGGACCCCGGCCAGACCUGGAGAGAAGGGAGGCAGUUAGAGCAAGGGAAGCCAGGCCAGAGGUCCCUCUCCAGCGCCCAGGAGGAAUGUUUGGGGGUGAGCGCAGCAGAGACUCGCUGCAGGAAGGCUGAGCAGGACUGGUCCCUGAUCCCAGGCAGGAGAUGAGUACUCUGGAUACCAGACAUUUAUGUGCAUGUGCCACUCUCAGGGUGACUUGCCAUCCCUGAUCACUGAGGUCGUUUUUCAGUACUGAUGGUGGAACCCAUGGCCUCAUACAUGCUAGGAAUGCAUCCUAUCCCUGAAUUAUGCCUCAAGUCCUGCAAUGGGGACUUGCAAGUCUGAUGGGAGCAGCUGGGAAUGUGUGGCUUUUUUGAGUGGAACUAUGAGUAGUGGAUGGUUGGUAACCACGUUGAACCAGGGUUGUGACCACUAUGGGUAAGCAUUGGGUCCUCUGAGUUUCAGAGAGCUGUGGGGUGUUGAGUGUGGUCCUGUAGCUGUGUACAUGGAUCUCAGGUGUAUCCAUAUUUUGGGGUCGGGGUAGACAGCUAGGUCUUAAAGAGUGGCUAGAGACAUGACCAUGUGGCUCAGGUGGGGCAAGGUCUGGGUGCCCAUGGCAUUGGUUUGUGGGGGACUAUCUCCAGGAAGUGUGCUCUAGGACUGUAACAGACUUACAAUGCCAAGUGAGAUUUACACCCUAUGCUAAGGUGUGCGCAAGCAUCAGUUUCAAGGGCUCUGUAUCUGGGAUAUUAAAGGAGUGGAUUUUAAAGUC